AUGGCGCUGCCUCCGCAACAGUUCUGCGUCAGGUGGAAUUCCUAUCACACCAAUUUACAGGCUGUAUUCCCUCGGCUUCUCCUCACGGAACAGUUCGCUGACGUCACGCUGGCCUGCGAGUCCAGACAGCUGCGAUGUCACAAGCUAGUUCUAUCCGCCUGCUCCGCCUACCUGGAGAGGCUCCUGCUACAGAACCCCUGCGAGCAUCCCAUCGUGUUGAUGAGGGAUAUGAGAUUUAGUGAGAUGCAAGCCUUAGUAGACUUCAUGUACAAAGGCGAGGUGAACGUCACACAAGAGGAAUUACCCAGUCUUCUAAAGUCGGCCGAAGCGUUGCAGAUCAGAGGGUUGUGCUCCAGCGACACAUCUAACCUGACGUCAGACAUGGGCAAGACACGGGACACCAAGGACUUCACGGUAGCCAGCGAGGCUCUGGUAGCCAAUGCGCAGCGGGACAGCGCUGCUAGCGCCAACACCAACGGUCCUACACCCCCACUGAAGUCAACCACGACUACCCCACCGCUGAACCCGGUCUCCCAGCACGCUCAACACAACGGCACCAAGAAGCGAAAGUCAGAAGAACGCGGCGACAUCAAAGAAGAGACGGUAGAAGAAGAUGGACUGUAUUAUGGUGAACUGGACCACGAUAAUUUGGAGUACAAUGAGGACGACGAACCUGGAAAGCCUGGCAGCAGUCUUGGACAACCAUCUGGCCGUCGUCCGUAUCUACGCGUGAAACCAGAGAGUGAACUUUUCUUUCAAACUAAAUUGCAGAAUUUAGCGAAAGCUAAUUCUGAAUACAUUAACAGACUGUCAAAAAUGAAUGCAAGCGAAAUACGCAACGAAUUUUCUAAAUACGGCUUUAAUACAAAUACUAGUGAUGAGACGUAUCUGCAAAAAGCCACAGAAAAGUCAGAAAAUGAUUAUUACAAAUCCUGGCUGGAACAAAAUGGGGAGCUAGAGGUGUCCCUCUUAAAAGCUAGCCAGAUUAAAAAACCAAAAACUGAGACCAAAAGCCAAAAAUCCGAAGUUGAGCUUAUACCAAAGACAAAGGAUAGUGUUGCCAGCAAACAAAUUUUGUCCAAAUUGGGAGAAAAAUCUCAAAUGCGGAGAAGGGGACGACCACCCAUAUUUAAAGAUAAGAACGUAGACAUCGGGGAGACUGUGCUCAAGUCUGACCUAGAUCAAUUUUUGGAGGGAAAGGAAAUCAGUUCGUCGGGGUUGUCGCGUAAGGAUUUGGAGAGGGUUAUGAUGGGAAAGUUUAACCCUAACAGGCGGUAUUCCAAUGAGGCUAUGUGGGCAGCGCUCAUGGAUGUGAAAAAGGGAGGCAGUAUAUAUCGAGCUGCGCAAACACACAAAGUGCCUCGAAAAUCCUUACGUAAUUGGAUGAAGCGUUGUCACAUCAAAUCCUCCUUCCCAAUGCCUCAGCAACUGAAACAAUUCGUCGAAAACAGCAAGAAACAGAAAGAAUAUAAAAACUUCGAUGGUUACCAGCCCUUGGAAACCCAGAAUUACGAAAAGAGUGGUACAGAAACUGAGGCUUACGAACCUGAAAUGGAUUUUGGAAAGCAUUUCCUGACAUUUACGAAUUCAAAUGUGUCUAGUGAGGAUGAAAGGGAAACGCAAAAUAAUGAUGGGAAUAUUGGCGAAGGGAAUGGGGGAGAUGCGCCCGAAACUGGUAACUCCGCUCUUGAUAUGUCAUUGCACGAGUAA
Messenger RNA from Arctia plantaginis, 1710 nucleotides. NCBI's taxonomy places the organism in Eukaryota, Metazoa, Arthropoda, Insecta, Lepidoptera, Erebidae. The record is from the annotation of a GenBank genome assembly.